GCAAGGCCUACGAGAGGGGCAGUGUGGGACGGAGCCAAUGCGUACGGCGUGACGCCAUCCCGCUGCGACCGGCGCUCCCCAAGGCAGGUGGCUGCACAGUCUUGGCGGAGGUGAGUCCCGUGGUGGAGGUGACCAAAGCCACGUAAUGUCCGUAGUUCGUUCAUCCGUCCAUGCUAAAUGGAUUGUGGGGAAGGUGAUUGGGACAAAAAUGCAAAAGACUGCUAAAGUGAGAGUGACCAGGCUUGUUCUGGAUCCCUAUUUAUUAAAGUAUUUUAAUAAGCGGAAAACCUACUUUGCUCAUGAUGCCCUUCAGCAGUGCACAGUUGGGGAUAUUGUGCUUCUCAGAGCUUUACCUGUUCCACGAGCAAAGCAUGUGAAACAUGAACUGGCCGAGAUCGUUUUCAAAGUUGGAAAAGUCAUAGAUCCAGUGACAGGAAAGCCCUGUGCAGGAACUACCUACCUGGAGAGUCCACUGAGUUCGGAAACCACCCAGCUAAGCAAAAAUUUGGAAGAACUCAAUAUCUCUUCAGCACAGUGAAGCGGGAGUGGAAGAAAGAUCUAAAGGGAAAAACUGACAUGUUUAUGUUAUGGAAAAAGAAAUUUUUCUAAGUUUCAUUGCAAA
Pongo pygmaeus (Bornean orangutan) is the source of this 622-nucleotide messenger RNA. RefSeq names its product mitochondrial ribosomal protein S17 (gene MRPS17). The coding region runs from base 146 to 538 and encodes 130 amino acids. Lineage: Eukaryota; Metazoa; Chordata; Mammalia; Primates; Hominidae. Gene Ontology annotation, biological process: mitochondrial translation. Gene Ontology annotation, molecular function: structural constituent of ribosome. The record is from RefSeq and is a predicted model, not a curated record. The transcript is spliced from 3 exons. Gene Ontology annotation, cellular component: ribosome; mitochondrial small ribosomal subunit.